GUGCUGAAUCUCAGAACAGAAACAGCUUCAGCUUCAGUGAUGAGAGGCUAGAUUCACCCCCCAUGCUCUCCCCUGCCACCACCUCUCCACCUCUGAUGUCACCCAAGCCCAAACUGGGUGACACCAAAGAACUAGAAGACUUCAUUGCUGACCUUGACCGAACAUUAGAGAGCAUGUGACACCAGGGCUUUCAGUCUUCUUGGAUUGUAGCCAUAAUGGAAGGAGGGCCUGUAUGUUUGGACCCCCAUAGAGCAGUUAAAAGGCCACCUAACAGAGUGCAGCUGGAUGAUGCAGCAGCUGCUGAGGUCCACCACCACAGCAUCAGAUGAACUCCGCCUCAGACCACACAACCACCAAACUUUAACAACUGGACGAAAAGUUAGAAACAUCUCUUCAGCCAUGAACACAUGGCCUGAAAUGUUUUAGGAGAUAAGAUGUGAGCCACAUGUCAGUCACUGAAAGACUCAUCAAAUACGCAAAACCUCCCACCACGCGAACUGAUCCCUACUCCCUCGUCCAAACUUCUGCAGGACGAUAAUUUAAAAAGGCUUUUUAAAACUUUUUUUGUUCGUGUUUCAUGUUGUAAAUGUAUCACUUUUGUUAUGAAAUAUAUUUUUGUAUCAUAUGUAAAUAAUCAUUUUAAAUUCUAUUUGCGUUUCAUGGACAGUCAGGUUUUAAAUUGUCACGUUGAAUGAAGUUAAUUUAAUGUGAACUGAAAACCUCAUCUGGAAAGCAAUACUUGUGUUUAAAACUGCUAACACCUGUCAUAAAUAACAUUAAGUACAAACUGUUGCUUGUUGAGUCAUGUCUCGUCUCCUUUAUUACUUCAUAUUUCC
Molecule: messenger RNA, 836 nt
Organism: Nematolebias whitei (Rio pearlfish)
Lineage: Eukaryota; Metazoa; Chordata; Actinopteri; Cyprinodontiformes; Rivulidae
Gene: rgcc
Product: regulator of cell cycle
Biological process (GO): regulation of cell cycle
Source: RefSeq, a predicted model, not a curated record